Molecule: messenger RNA, 240 nt
Organism: Symbiodinium sp. CCMP2456
Lineage: Eukaryota; Dinophyceae; Suessiales; Symbiodiniaceae
Source: the annotation of a GenBank genome assembly
AUGGAUAUCAGCCACGGGUAUGUGGAUGCAGCCGGCCGCGAACGCCGAGUCGGUGGGAAAGACCUGACCGCUACUGGUAUCUACCCUGGCACUUUCGCUUUCAAGGUUGCCGAUCAAUUGGACAAGCACUUCAAGACUAUGAAGCCGAAGCCCGCUGUCGAUGAGGAGAAUAUGCUAUUAUAUGAUGAUUCGGAUGGUGACAGCUCUGAUUCGGGCCUCGAGAACUUGGUCGGCAAAUAG